GGCUGGAAGCCGCGGGGCUCGCGCGCCGCGGAGAGGCCGCUCACCCGGGAAACGCCGGGGCCGCGCGAGUGCGCGCAGAGCCUGGCCGCUAACGGCGGUGGGCACGGGAGCGCGCGGACCCGAGCCCCAGGCUGUGGCUGGCGCUGGAGGGAAGGGACACCGGGGCUGCUCGGGAGCCGAAUGCGGGAGUGAAUGCGACGAACGCGGAGUUGGCUGCCGGGAGCGGGCUCCAGCAGCAGGGGGCUGGGUCAGGCUGGCUUUGCCACAGCUGACCUCUCUGGUCAGGAGACGGAGACUGAGCUAGCCGUGGAUCGACUAGCCAGUGGAGCUCAGAGCAUCCCUAUUGACAUUCCUACCCAUGCCAAGGGCCCAAGUUCUGAAGAGGAAGGCUUUGCGGUGGAGAAGGACGCUGCUGGGGAAUUGUAUGCCUGGGAGCUGUCAGAGGGCCCAUCCUGCCCACCCAUAGAACAGCCUGCCGAUCUUUUUAAUGAAGACUGGGACUUGGAGCUGAAAGCGGACCAAGGGAAUCCUUACGAUGCUGAUGACAUCCAGGGGAGCAUUUCCCAGGAGAUUAAACCUUGGGUGUGCUGUGCACCACAAGGAGACAUGAUCUAUGACCCCAGUUGGCACCAUCCACCUCCACUGAUACCACAUUACUCAAAGAUGGUCUUCGAAACAGGACAGUUUGAUGACGCUGAAGACUAAAAGUGUCACUUUCUGCAGUGGGGGAGUUUUUGUGCCCUCCAGAUCAGGAGCUGUUUCCAGUUUUAAGUGAGAUACUCUUUCCAAGGCAUCGUUCCCAGUGACUCCUCAGUGUGGGCUACAGACAGGCAUCGACUGGGGCAUGUGGUUGUGCUUGUGGUUGUUGUUGUUGAUGGACUCUGGAGUGUGUUGGAAUUUUUGUCUGUGUUAGAGUUGUGUUCUUUAUAAAUAAAGUUAGGGGAAAUAACCUA
Mastomys coucha (southern multimammate mouse) is the source of this 953-nucleotide messenger RNA. RefSeq names its product coordinator of PRMT5 and differentiation stimulator (gene Coprs). Lineage: Eukaryota; Metazoa; Chordata; Mammalia; Rodentia; Muridae. The record is from RefSeq and is a predicted model, not a curated record. Gene Ontology annotation, cellular component: nucleus. Gene Ontology annotation, molecular function: histone binding. Bases 193 to 705 code for a protein of 170 amino acids. The transcript has 4 exons.